CCAGUAACGCGCUAGGGCUAGGCAAUUAUAAUUUAGGCACGUCGUCUUGUUUUAAGCUCUCGCUCACACACUCACUCUGUGGUUCUCUCUCUCUCUCGGACCUCGCCGACCGCUGUAACACAGUAUCACCGUCAGCCGCAGUACGUCGCCGUUGUCGCAUCCGCAACGUUCGCCACGCGCCGAUCCGUCUCACCUCACGACUUCACGAGUCAGAGAGUGUGUCUAGCUCGGUCGUAUAAUAGCUUUGCGCAGGCGCUCGGUCACGCCACUUUUUAGUAGUGCCCCCCUCAAUCCUCGUUCCUCAUCUGCGGACUGCGGACAGUGUUCAGUGUUCAGUCGUUCGUCUUCCGAGUGUGUUGUGCGGACGUAGGAUAGAAUAUAGUGGUUAUUUUUUUUUUUAUCAUUUAUUGUUCUUAUUGUUUCGCUAUAGUUUCGGUGAUUAAAAAAGAACACAUUAUUAAUUUGUUUUACGCGUGCAUAGAACUUAUUUUUCGUCUUACCUUGCGCACCUGUUGACAAUGCAUUUGUAUUUCUGUUGCCGUCUGAAAUCCGCCGACGUCAAUCUCAUUUCGCGUGUGCUACAGCUCAAGGGCUGAAUAAUAAUAUUAUUACUGUUAUCGUAACGCACUUGCCUUAACGGUGUACUUUGGUCUGGUUCCGACGCCGCUCCGUUUACCCCUGCUUUACUCCUACUCCUACACCAGCUUGUUCCUUUUCCCGUUCGGCAUUCUAUACAUUUGCACACGUAGCGCCGCUCGCUACACAGAUUAGCAAACGUUGCGUAAGGGUUCACGGACGAAUCCGCAGACAUCCGGUAGCCAAUAGCAUUCGUUCACGCUUCAAUACACCGGUGGUCAAAGUGGACGCGACAAAUUUCUUCUGCACCAUCACACUGGCCAGCAAAGUGGACUACGUCGUUCGUAGAAGAUCCAUUGGUGGCAUGAGGCCAGAUCUGCAGAAGCUCAUCUAUCACACGUCCUCAGAUCACUUUUCAGAGCUAGACGCUAUCGCCGUGCUCUAGUCUCACACACCGCUAGCAGUAUAGAAUAGUUAUAAUUGGUGUGAGCGUGCAAGUCCUGUUUUUGGUGUGUCCGUGACAACUCCAACAUCAUGGCACCAACUAUCAUGAUGCGGCCCAUUAAAAAGGACUGGCAACGUCAGUCACAGUCCGAAUCUGAAGAUGACGACAUGGUUGGAAAGAAAGAUUUGUUACCGCUAGUAAUGUCCCAAGUCGGCCAACAUUUUGUGCCUUUGGUUAUAACAAUGGUAGGUUUGCCAGCACGUGGCAAAACCAUUCUUGCCUAUAAGAUUCAACAAUAUCUCAACUGGACAAAUCAUAAGGCUAAAGUGUUUUCUGUAAGCUCAUACAGACGUAAACACAUCGAGUUGUAUAGUAGCCAUGACCUCUUUCGUAAGGAAAACAGUGAAGCGGCUGAAAUUCGUCAAUUAAGUGCUCAAGAAGCACAAGAUGACGCCACCAAAUGGUUACAAGAUGGAGGAGAUGUAGCUAUUUUGGAUGGCACUCAUAUAACACAAGCUCGUCGUCAAACAGUAUACGAUCAUUUUGCUAAAGUCAUGGGGUAUAAGGUAUUAUUUAUUGAGUGUGUUUGUGAUGAUGAAAUGCUUAUUGAACUCAAUGUCAAAGAAGUAAUGCAAUUCAGUAAGGACUAUAGAAAUAUGUCCAGUGAGAAAGCUCUUGAUGAUUUUCAUCACAAAAUUGAACAUUACAUGGAACAACAUGAACCAAUGAAACCAAAAUCAGAUGGUUAUAGCUACAUAAAAUAUUUAAAUGCAGGAGAAUCACUAACUGUUUGUCGUUUGAAUUCUCCUAUGCAAAGUGAGGUGCUAGCCUUUGUUUCGAAUUUCAAACCAUUAGCAAAAACAUUUUAUUUUUCAAGACAUGGAGAAAGUGAAAACAAUGUUUUGGGUCGUAUUGGAGGAGAUGCAGAAUUGUCGGUCCGUGGUCGCACGUAUGCCGCAGCAUUGGCACGCUAUUUUAAUAACGAGAAUCGUUUAGAAGGACUACGCGUGUGGACAAGUGAAUUGAAACGCACCCACCAGACAGCUCAAGGUAUUAAAGCACCAAUAGAACCAGUGCCCUUUUUGAAUGAGUUAUACGCUGGUGUAUGCGAAGGACUGAGUUAUGAAGAGAUGCAAUGCAAAUUUCCACAAGAGUUUGCUUGGCGUGAUCAAGAUAAGUUACAGUAUCGCUAUCCAUGGGGUGAGUCUUACAUAGAUAUUAUGACACGAUUGAAACCAGUGUUGUUGGAACUUGAGGGAGAUAUGGAUAAUCUGUUGAUAAUCAGUCACCAAGCUGUUCUAAGAUGCUUACUUGGAUAUUUCUUAAAUAAAAAACACGAAGAAUUACCGUACAUUAAUGUACCUUUGCACACCAUCAUCAAGUUGACUUUAAGCGGAUACAAAUGUAAAAUGGAAGUAAUAAAGCUGAACAUAGAAUGUGUGGACACGUACCGCAUGCAACCAAAAAACUGCUCUGUCAAUCGUUCAACUGAUGAUGCCUUACUGACAGUGCCAGCUCAUUUUGAGAAUUUAUCUUUGUGGAAUCAUGCGCCAAUCGUUCAGCUUUGAACACAAUCCAAACAUAAUAUACAAUUAGAUAUAUUUGUGUUUGUAAUACUUUGAAUGUUUACAUAGACUUUAAUUAAUUUACAAUAUCCCAAUAAUCUUAGAUCUUUAAAUUUUAUAACGCCAUGGCAUUUAAAAUGGUUUGAUAUUAUAGAAGACGUAAUGUUUAAUUUCUGGUAUAGAGUUUUCAAAUUAACUUUAAACUAUGAUAAGAAAAUUCUAAGUGAAUAUUAAUAAUUUGAUUAUUUUUGACAUUUACGGACCAUGUUAGGAGAUGAUAAAUAUUAGAGAUAUUUUAAUAAUUUUUAAAUAUAGAUUUGGAAGAAUACAAACUAGAUACUAUUUAUUAGGGAUUAAGUGUUAUAAAUUAUAACUUAAUUUAUAAGUACAUGAAAAGUUAUGGAUUUCUAUAGUUUGUUUAUUACAUUCAUAUAGUAUAUUGUUAUAACAUAUAUUUAACUUAAAUAAAAUAAAUUCUAUUGUCUCUAGUUCCCAUGCUAGUUUCAUAGUAUUGAAAAUAUUUAAUGUUAAAAAAAAAAAAAAACGAGUGAGCGCAUGUGUUUGAUCUCUUAUACUGUUUAUAACAUUUUAUGAUCGCACAAACACAACAUUAUAGUUCUGCUAAAAUACGAACAAGUUCCUAAGUAGCAGCGACAGGAAAAAUAUUUUUGUCGAUAAAAAAUAUAUGAAAUCCAAUAAUUAUAUUAAUUAUUACUUUUUUUUGUGACAAACUAUUCUAUUCUUCCAUUUUAAUUAUUAGUUUAAAUAUUUUUGUACUGUAGUUAUGUUUGAUUUAUUACAUGUUUUUUACUAUUCAUUGUUGUUAAAAAAAAAAAAAAAUGGUAAUAUUAUUGAAUUUGGAUAUAAGCUGACGUUUUUGUAGCAUACUUUUGUAGCUUAUCGAUACAUCUACAUUUAACGUAAUCUUGUUUUGUCUGGAUUUAAGUGAUUAAAAUAAUAAAUAAAUAUGGUACAAAUUUCCAA
Molecule: messenger RNA, 3570 nt
Organism: Metopolophium dirhodum (rose-grain aphid)
Lineage: Eukaryota; Metazoa; Arthropoda; Insecta; Hemiptera; Aphididae
Product: 6-phosphofructo-2-kinase/fructose-2,6-bisphosphatase-like
Exons: 9
Coding region: 1111-2589 (492 amino acids)
Biological process (GO): fructose 2,6-bisphosphate metabolic process; fructose metabolic process
Cellular component (GO): cytosol
Molecular function (GO): 6-phosphofructo-2-kinase activity; fructose-2,6-bisphosphate 2-phosphatase activity; ATP binding
Source: RefSeq, a predicted model, not a curated record